Molecule: messenger RNA, 3796 nt
Organism: Triticum dicoccoides
Lineage: Eukaryota; Viridiplantae; Streptophyta; Magnoliopsida; Poales; Poaceae
Product: pentatricopeptide repeat-containing protein At5g64320, mitochondrial-like
Exons: 4
Coding region: 93-1661 (522 amino acids)
Biological process (GO): mitochondrion organization; RNA processing
Cellular component (GO): mitochondrion
Molecular function (GO): mRNA binding; protein binding
Source: RefSeq, a predicted model, not a curated record
CUGUAUCGCCGUCCUUCCGCUCGUACAACACCGUCCUCGCGGCACUGGCCAGGGCGAACUGCCACGCCGAUGUGCUCGCGCUCUACCGCCGUAUGGUCCACCGGGACCGCAUCCCGCCCUCCACCUUUACCUUCGGUGUCGCUGCGCGUGCACUCUGCCGCCUCGGACGCGCUGAUGAGGCGCUCGCGAUGCUCCGCAGUAUGGCGCGGCAUGGGUGUGUGCCCGAUGUGGUGCUCUAUCAGACGGUCAUCCACGCCCUGUGUGAGCAGGGUGAGGUCGCCGAGGCUACCACGCUCCUCGACGAGAUGUUCCUCAUGGGGUGCUCUGCUGAUGUCAACACGUUCAAUGACAUUGUGCAUGGGCUAUGCAUGCUUGGGCGUCUCCGCGAUGCUGCAAGGCUUGUGGACAGGAUGAUGAUAAGAGGCUGCGUGCCAAACACCAUGACAUACGGGUUCCUUAUCCAGGGUCUGUGCCGAGCAAGGCAGGUGGACGAGGCACGCACAAUGCUCGGGAGGGUGCCGGAGUUGAAUGUCGUGUUAUUUAACACAGUGAUUGGCGGAUGUCUUUUGGAUGGGAAGCUAACAGAGGCGACAGAGCUGUAUGAGAUAAUGGGAUCAAAAGGCUGCCCACCAGAUGCACACACUUACAGUAUAUUGAUACAUGGGCUUUGCAAGCUUGGGAGGCCUGGUUCGGCCAUGCGGUUGCUUAGAGAGAUGGAGGAUAAGGGUUGUGCUCCAAACGUAGUGACCUACACGAUCUUGCUGCAUGCUUUUUGCAGGAAUGGCAUGUGGGAUGACAUGAGAGCAACGCUGAAGCUAAUGUUGGCAAAUGGCUUGAGUCUGAAUUCACAAGGAUACAAUGGAAUGAUUUAUGCUGUAUGUAAGGAAGGCAGGAUGGAUGACGCGAUGACACUCAUGCAAGAGAUGAAGAGUGAAGGUUGCAAGCCUGAUAUCUGCACGUAUAAUACAAUAAUUUAUCAUCUCUGCAACAAUGGCCAGAUCGAGGAGGCUGUGUAUCUAUUUGAAAAUUUGGUUGACGAGGGUGUUGUUGCGAAUAGAAUAACUUACAAUACACUCAUUCAUGCACUGUUGUGCAAAGGAGGUUUGCAGGAUGCCAUACGGCUUGCAAAUGAAAUGGUACUUCAUGGUUGUUCACUUGAUGUUGUUAGUUAUAAUGGUCUGAUUAAAGCCCUGUGCAAAGAUGGGAAUGUUGAUCAGAGCAUGGUGUUGCUCGCGGAAAUGAUAGAAAAGGGAAUUAAGCCAAAUAACAUUUCAUACAACCUCUUGAUUAGUGAGCUCUGCAAGACAAGAAGGGUGCGUGAUGCACUAGAGCUCUCGAAGGAGAUGUUAAACCAAGGGCUUACUCCUGACAUUGUCACAUACAACACACUCAUAAAUGGAUUGUGCAAAAUGGGAUGGAUGCAUGCUGCGCUGAAUCUCCUAGAGAAGUUACAUUCUGAAAAUGUGCAUGCAGAUACUAUUACAUACAAUAUCCUCAUUAGUUGGCACUGCAAAGCGAGAUUGCUUAAUGAUGCUAAUAUGCUUCUAAACAGAGCAGUGACUGUUGGGAUAACACCUAACGAGCGCACUUGGGGAAUUAUGGUGCAAAAUUUUGUCAGACAUCCACUCAAUUUUUUGUCCGACGAGGUUAAAGGGCAUUAAUUUCUGUUUGCUGUGUACUGUAUGUUGGUUGUCAUGGCUUUUGGAGUUACCACAGCUACAGAUGUUGUGAAGAUCAGAAUGGGCAGCUCAUGGUGUCCAUCAUAAUGUUCAUCAUGCUUGACCUGGUCCAUCAAUUUGUUAUCCAAGAUUUGGCUCAGGAGAGUGCAGCAUAUGCAGGUAGACACGAAGAUGGUGAGUCAGUGACCAUGGUUGCUCUGUUGAGUUCAGGGGAGCAAAUCAACCGAGGAACUCUGAUCGUAUGAUUUUUAGAAUGGUUUAUGUGUAAGCCACAAAUUUUCAUGCAUGAAACUGUUAAUCUUAACGAGCAUAUGUGUGCUAUUUGUUAACCACAUCAUAUUGAAGUUCGUAACUCAACAUACCCGCUGCAUAUUAGUACCUAGUGAAUGCCUGAAAAUAUUAUCCAUUCAUCAAAAAUAUCACCGCGAUUGUAUACAUGUUUCUGUACUAAUAUAGUUGUUUUCAUGUCAUCUAGAUCGUACCAAAUAUAGUAACAAUCAAAUCUGCAAUUUUGGGCAAGGUUAAAUGCUACUCCCUCCGUCCCAUAAUAUAAGACGUUAUUACAACCAAUGUACUCACAUAUUGGUUGUAGUAACAUCUUAUAUUAUGGGAUGGAGGGAGUAUUAAAAAUUAGUCUUGGCUUAGUAUGGUAAUAGUUGUUGGUCACAGCCAUUAAAACGAUUUAUUAGUCCUAUCAGGUUAUUUAAACUGCGGCAAGGAAUGAACAUUACAGCUUAUCUGCGUCAUGACCCUCUCUGAUUUUCUUUGAUGUUGUUUCAUUCCUUGUCCAAGUAAUGCUUGUAAGUCUUUUGUCUGAAUUGAAAUAAUAUGUCAUAUCUGUAUAUUUUACCCCACAUCAUCUUCAAAAAGAUGUUCCUUUUCCGCAGCUCAAGAGAGAGCAUUAUUGUGGACGCCGGUGAGCAUCCUUCUUCCUUCUGAAUUGUGUCUAAUUGCCUCUGGUCAUAAAUAGCAAGACACUGAUGGAGGAGCCGCCCAGCUCAUGCUGCGAUUAUUCAAGCUUUCCGUACUAAGAAAGCACUGACUGCCAGGAAAGGGAAGUGGACCGGGUGCCACAGUAUGGUCUAGUAGUUUGUCAUGUGGUUCCCUCUUUGCAGUGUGUUCUGUGUUGCUUCUUGUUUUUCGAUGGUCUUCUGAAUGCAGUUUUGCUUUGCACCAGAGCUCUUAUUGACCAGUUAACUACUAGGAUGAUGUCAUGAUGAUGCCUACCCUGCAUCCGUGCAUUGGGCCUUCUGCUCCAUGGACCGGAAGUGAGAUCCUUCCUGUCGUAAUAUAUGCCCAAGGACACCAACCCCUUUGAUGUUUCUAGAGCAUCCAAAACUUCCUGUGUUACGUUUCCUAAGAUUAUUUGCUACUUUAUAGCACUGUAUUUGCAUUGUGGCUGGAUCAGGCACUAUCUGAUGCCAUGUAAUACAUGCCUUGAAGCAUUAACCUUUAUGACAUUUUGUGAAUGGCAGAAACUCCCUUCUUAGAUUUGCUAAGAAAGUAUGCUACCAUGUACUCCCUAUGUCCCAUAAUGUAAGACGUUUUUUGACACCCAUAAUGUGUCAAAAAACGUCUUACAUUAUGUGUCAAAAAACGUCUUACAUUAUGGGAUGGAGGGAGUAAUAUAGUAUUUGCAUGCAGUUACUAUGUGCGCCAUCUAGGAUUGUGUGCUACUUACCCCCAUUGUUUGUGUGAAUACCUUGUUUUUGUAUACAUGCGUUGCAGGACUUAGGUCUGCUUUUCACGCAAAAGGGCGCACCUGACCACCCAGGAGGCGCACAAAGGCACGCUGAAGCAAAAUCAUUCUCUUGCAGGCCCUGUAGCUUAGCAGAUGUGUGCAGACUAUGUAGGCUACUGUUUAACUGCUAUUGUUGUUGGAGCCAUUGGCUAUUUAUGCAUAAGAUGGAAGGUGAACUCGGAUUUUUGUGAGGGGAAUUGGAUUUUUUCCAGAUGGCUUGCUCUUCGUGAUGUGGUUGGUACUAAUGAACUGAUGGCAGGCAUCAAGGUUGCAUCUUAGCCACAUUUCCCUUUCUAUAGUUGCCAUUUAGUUGAUUAACAUACAUUGUACAAUUUCAGUCAGGCACAUUCUGGGUCAAUAAAUAUUGAAUCAGCUA